Messenger RNA from Closterium sp. Naga37s-1, 714 nucleotides. The record is from the annotation of a GenBank genome assembly. Lineage: Eukaryota; Viridiplantae; Streptophyta; Zygnematophyceae; Desmidiales; Closteriaceae.
AUGGCUGCAAUGAGCAUGUCCGGCCUGGGCCACGGGCUCGGCGGGUCCGUAGGCGCGUCGCUGGCGUCGCUGGGAGUGUCGGGGAGUCAUGGCGACCCGGCGGCAGCGGCGGCGGCGGGCGCGGGGAUGGCGGGAUUGGCGGGGAUGGCGGGUGUGGCGGGGAUGGGGGGAAUGGGGGGAAUGGCGGGGAUGGCGGGGAUCACGGGGAUGACGGGGAUGGCGGGGAUGACGGCUAUGGCGGGGAUGGCGGGGAUGGCGGGGACUAGUGCGUGGAUGCAUCACGGCAUGCAUCCGCCGGGAGCCGUUUCGCUUGCUGCCAGAGGCGGCGGAGCGGCGAGCAUGGGAGCAAUGGCGGAAGGGCUGAUGGCGGGGGUGUCGCAAAUGGGCGGCGGCACCAGUGCGGCGGGCGCCAUGUGGAUGGCGCAAGCCCAGCGACAGCAGUCGACGGGGAACGCCAGCGAGCAGAGAGUUCGAGCGACUCCGGAUUUCGCGGAGGUGUACCGGUUCAUAGGGCUCGUGUUUGACCCGUCCACGUCGGGCCAUCUCGCGCACCUCAAGGCCAUGGCGCCCAUCGACCGCGAAACCGUCCUCCUGCUCAUGCGAAACCUCUCCAUGAACCUCGCCAACCCCGAGUUUCAGCAGCAUGUAAGUCCUGUCCUCCUACUUGAUUCUGUUCCCCUUUGCCAUUCCACGAACCUCACGAGCCCCGAAUAG